This is a messenger RNA of Trichoderma harzianum CBS 226.95, 1169 nucleotides long. RefSeq lists its product as hypothetical. Bases 18 to 1091 code for a protein of 357 amino acids. The record is from RefSeq and is a predicted model, not a curated record. Gene Ontology annotation, molecular function: methyltransferase activity. The transcript has 2 exons. NCBI's taxonomy places the organism in Eukaryota, Fungi, Ascomycota, Sordariomycetes, Hypocreales, Hypocreaceae. Gene Ontology annotation, biological process: methylation.
CGACGAAUGCUCUCAAAAUGGACGCUACGCUAUUGGAACCGACUGACACAAAUGGAGCUCUGAGAGCAGAUCCAACGUCAAUAGCGAAUGGACCUCAACAGUUGAUCCAUAUGUACCUUUUGGAGCGCAGUCCAACCUAUCGUGCGCUUCGCGAUAUUCGACAGCAGGGUUGGGAGAAUCCUACUGGAGAUCAAUUCUUUCAGCAGCAACGCCAGAGAGCAGAUAAUCCAUCACCUGACGGCGAGCUUUAUUUUUAUAAGAUGACAAUUUCUAUUGGCAAACAGCUUCAUUCCAGCACGGGCGCAUUCGACAUAUUGCAGUCGAGUGACGAGCCUUCGGCCUUGGAUAUGGGAAUGGCUCCAGGAGGGUUUUCAGCAACAAUAAUGGAAUCUUAUCCCAAGACUACACUUCGAGCAAUCACUCUUCCCCUCAAUAAGGGAGGCCAUUCGGUACAAUUCAAGCAUAAACGGAUGAAGCUUGAUCUCUGUGAUAUCAACACCCUAGCUGGAGAUAUGGACUUGACCUCUAUACCGGAAAGCCAUCCAGCAGCAAGCACAUUCACUGUCACAAAGUUGUUGGGACAUGAAAUGUUUGACGUGGUAAUUUGUGGUUGUCAGGUGACUCGGAAUCAAGAGCUCGGGGAAUGGCGCGAGCAUCGAGAAGCCGUGCGUCUACAGCUUGCACAACUUGUCAUCGCUUUGGAGCACGUUAAGAGCGGAGGGACAUUGGUCGCUGUUAUGCAUAAGCCUGAAGAGAUUCAUACCGCUGAGCUGCUACACAUAUUCUCGAAGUUCUCUGAAAUUUCUUUGUUUAAACCAAAAAGGGCGCAUGCAAAGCGUUCGUCCUUUUACAUGGUGGCGAAAAAGAUUGAUACUUGCAGCAAUCAAGCCAUUGAAGCAAAAAGAAUCUGGAGAAAGGAAUGGAUCGACAGCACGCUUGGCACUGCUGAUGACUGUGCAAAUUUAUCGAAGCGAACAGUUGAUGAUGCUCGCGAGUUAUUGGAUGGCUAUGGAACAGAAUUGGUAAAAAUAGGAAGACCAAUUUGGGCUACCCAAGUGGCAGGAUUAAAGAGAUGGCUAAACAAUAUGUAGGCAACUGUGUUCCGUCAUCUUCAGUUCAGUAAUGACAGACUUUGUAUACAUACCCGGUAUUAACGUCGUGCUGAUCGC